AAAACAACCAGGAAAAAAAAAAUCUCAUGGCAAAUAUCCACCAGGAAAACGAAGAAAUGGAGCAGCCCAUGCAGAAUGGAGAGGAAGACCGCCCUUUGGGAGGGGGAGAAGGACACCAACCUGCAGGAAAUAAUAGACGGGGACAGGCUCGCCGACUUGCUCCUAAUUUCCGAUGGGCCAUACCCAAUAGGCAGGUCAAUGAUGGGAUGGGUGGAGAUGGAGAUGAUAUGGAAAUGUUCAUGGAGGAGAUGAGAGAAAUCAGGAGAAAACUUAGGGAGCUGCAGUUGAGGAAUUGUCUGCGUAUCCUGAUGGGGGAGCUUUCUAAUCACCAUGACCAUCAUGAUGAAUUUUGCCUUAUGCCUUGAUUCCUGCCAUUUUCCAUGAGAUUAAUACUGUGAUUCAGCACCGUUUUCUUUUUCCUUGCAUUUUCCUGAUACCUUUACUGAUCCGUUUGCUGUGAACCUUAUGUAAUUUCCGUGUGUCAGGUGGAUUCUGUGUUACCAGAUUCCAGUUGAAGAUUGCCUUGGCACCCAGUCUAAGUUUCUGUCAACAGUAGAGUUACCCAAUUGCAUGAAAAAGUGUCAAGUUAAUAAAGCAAUUAAAAAGCAA
Messenger RNA from Mustela erminea (ermine), 609 nucleotides. Its product is annotated as protein BEX3. The record is from RefSeq and is a predicted model, not a curated record. Gene Ontology annotation, cellular component: cytosol; cytoplasm. Gene Ontology annotation, biological process: signal transduction. Bases 27 to 365 code for a protein of 112 amino acids. Gene Ontology annotation, molecular function: signaling receptor binding. NCBI's taxonomy places the organism in Eukaryota, Metazoa, Chordata, Mammalia, Carnivora, Mustelidae. The transcript has a single exon.